This is a messenger RNA of Xenia sp. Carnegie-2017, 1015 nucleotides long. Its product is annotated as interferon-inducible GTPase 1-like. The transcript is spliced from 2 exons. The record is from RefSeq and is a predicted model, not a curated record. Bases 73 to 813 code for a protein of 246 amino acids. Gene Ontology annotation, cellular component: membrane. NCBI's taxonomy places the organism in Eukaryota, Metazoa, Cnidaria, Anthozoa, Malacalcyonacea, Xeniidae. Gene Ontology annotation, molecular function: GTP binding.
UUAUUUUGCUCAUUAUCCGUAGAACAUUUGAGUAAGCAGCGAAGACGUUCAACACCUAAGUUCGUAGAAAACAUGGAUGAUGAAGAGUGGGGACUUGUUUACAUGGAAGAUGUAAAAGGUUAUGUCAAGGAUCACGGUGUCUCCGGUAUCGAAGAUUUUUUUAAAACACAACUAGGCCGUUGGAAAGAUGUAGAAAUCAAGAUUGGGGUGACAGGCAACUCAGGCGUUGGAAAAUCUAGUUUUAUUAACGCCAUACGAGGACUUCGAGAAGACGAUGAAGACGCAGCAGAAACUGGAGUGACAGAGACAACUUUGAUGGCGAUAUCAUAUCCUCAUCCAACAAAUCCCAAAAUUAUUUUCUGGGAUCUUCCCGGCAUUGGAACACCCAACUAUCCUGAUUUACCCACGUACUGUGAAAAAGUAAACUUGGAGAAGUACGACACCUUCUUGAUUUUCACCAGGGGACGAUUCACUCAAAAUGAUCUGAUUCUGGCGAAAAAAGUUAUCUCUAUCGACAAGUCUUUCUUUUUCAUUCGCACACACAUCGAUGUGGAUUACAACAACGAGAAACGAAAGAAAGCGUUCAAAGAAGAAGAAAUGUUGAAGAAGAUUCGCACUGAUUGUUGGAAAAAUUUUCAAGGCGUCCGUCAUGGAUUGAACGAAAAUAAAGUGUUUCUUAUCAGUAACCACCAUCCUACCAAAUGGGAUUUCGCACGUUUAACCCAGUCUAUUCUCGACGUUCUGCCGUUUCGACAACGAGAGUGUCUCACUUUGUCCUUAGGUGUUGUAGCAAAUUUCUCCCUUGCAUGUUAGCACAAAGCAGUUAUGCGUCCGUCGGUUCUCUAUGGGACUGUAUACUAUCUAAAGCUAGCGCGCAGUCAAACACAAUUCUCAAAAUGUCAUCAAUUCCAAUUCAUGCUCCUUACUCGUUCACAGGCAUCAACAAAAGACAAUGCCGUCUUAAUUGGACCCUUCUAAAAUACUCAAUAAUCAUAAGUUCCUUUUUCCGCUUUAA